Molecule: messenger RNA, 522 nt
Organism: Ostertagia ostertagi
Lineage: Eukaryota; Metazoa; Nematoda; Chromadorea; Rhabditida; Trichostrongylidae
Source: the annotation of a GenBank genome assembly
AUGGAGGAUGUGCAGGAACAAAGCUAUCCAGUGCAAGCAGAAAGCCAUGAUAAAACUGCAGCAUUUGCUGAAACGAUGCGAACGCUAGAUGGAAAUGUUGAAAAUUCAAUGGUAUCCGUGGACCGUCGAAGUAGCACUACAAUUUGUUCUUAUAAUGAGUCCCUUAACGAGGCGAAUAUAACAAGAAGAGAUGUUUCCAUCAUGCAAAUAGGAAGCAGAUUUCGGCCAUCCACUUCAUCACGUGACGAUACGAUCUUGUCGCUUCGAUCAUUACGUGAUGAAACUAUUUGUCUGAGUGAAAGGAUAAUGUUUGAUUCGCAAUCACUGCAGGUGAAAUAUUUGGAUCCUGCUGAUGAUCAACCGCAGAGCAAUUUGAUUCGUGAGGAAAUUUUGAGCGAUUUGCAACGGAAAUUGAUUGAAGUCAGAGAGAAUUCCGCUGCUGAGAUCAACGAGAUGCUGCCUAAACUACAUGCAGUUGACCCUACCAAGGCUGCUGCUGUGAAAAACAUGGAUAUGAGAGCU